Molecule: messenger RNA, 1040 nt
Organism: Sinocyclocheilus grahami
Lineage: Eukaryota; Metazoa; Chordata; Actinopteri; Cypriniformes; Cyprinidae
Product: STE20-like serine/threonine-protein kinase
Exons: 3
Coding region: 594-980 (128 amino acids)
Biological process (GO): protein phosphorylation
Molecular function (GO): ATP binding; protein kinase activity
Source: RefSeq, a predicted model, not a curated record
GUUUCACAACAGAGUUGCUUUCAUGCGUUUGGAGCGGGCUUGCUUUUAAUCCAGGACCGGAGGAAGUACGACCUGUGAAGACUGUUAUUGUACAGGAGAUACACACAUUCCAUCAGCCUCUUGUCAGACUUUAUUUAAAGAGAAAGAGAAACAAAUACUGUCCAGAACUGCGAGGAACAACAACAACAACCUCAUGACUUGCCUCGAAAGAGCCAGACGCCGGAUUUAUUCAAAUCAAACUCGCCUUUACACGAUUGCACACAGUAGAUUAACGCAUUUUAAUGAUUUGUUUUUAUUGUAAAAAUAUGAUUUACUGGAUCUCCGAGCAAAGAAAAGCUAGAAUUAAGAGUCUUUUUUUUUUCUUUGUCUGUGCGUUAUUGCAUUGACAUACUGAUCGCUAAAUGAUAUCAAACUCUCCAAUUAUAACGUGCAAAGACCAGCAUGUCUACACUCAGACUAUUUCCUGAUUAGACAAGAGUCUGACUAGUAUUGAAUUGCAAUGGGAAUGCAAUAGGAGUUGCAUUGAUUGAUUUACGCCGGUCUAGACAUUAGCUGGAAGAAAUCUCCCCUUGUCAACCGACCAGAGAAAGAGAAUGUACUUCUUUAAUUUCCGAAAAAUCUUUAAAUUGGGCGCAGAGAAGAAGAAGAAGCACUAUGAUCACGUGCACAGGGACGCCAAUCCGGAGGAAAUCUGGGAGAUUGUGGGAGAACUGGGGGAUGGAGCCUUUGGAAAGGUGUUCAAGGCUCAAAACAAGCAGACAGGCAUUUUUGCUGCUGCAAAGGUGAUUGACACCAAAACUGAAGAUGAGCUGGAGGACUACAUGGUGGAGAUCGACAUCUUGGCAUCAUGUGACCAUCACAAUAUUGUCAAGCUGCUUGAUGCGUUUUACUACGAGAGCAAACUGUGGAUCCUGAUAGAGUUCUGUGGCGGCGGAGCCGUCGAUGCUGUCAUGCUCGGUGAGUUCACACAAAGUGUUUGACAUGCAAGACUGCAUCAGGAAAAGGUCACUUACAAUGACCAGUUCCUUGUCAAUAGCCAA